CGCAACGCAUUCAUUUUCGAAAAAUCCGUAUUGCCAGAUGUGAAGUUCAUAUUGGUCCGGAAUCAUCUGUAAACGACGAGUGGUAGUAGACGGGGACGAUAACAAAAUUUUGAAGGAAUAUAUUUUAAACUUUCUAGAGUAAUGAAUAUAUUUUUAUAUUGCGCGUAAUUCGUAUAAAUAUACAAUGCUUACAAAAAAAAGUGUGUUGAAAAAUCGUGAAGUAUCGUAUGUUUCAGCGUACAAGUUGUACCAACAAACAAUCCAAAGGCCACAAAUCAUACCUACAGGAGUCAAGAGAAUCGACGAGUUAUUGGACGGUGGACUCCAAAUUGGUAGGAUAGUAGAAAUCUGUGGCCAACCAACAUCUGCGAAAUCACAGCUAUCUCUUUCAAUUGCCGUAAAUGUUGCUUCUAGAAAAAACAUUGAAACUAUUUAUGUUGACACCAAGCACGAUUUGUCGGGAGUGGUUAUUCGAAACAUGUUAAGAUCACGAAGAUACACAGAAAAUGUCAUUGCGGAAACAUUACAAAAAAUACGAGUAGCGAGAAUUUAUUCAGUUGAAAAACUAAUUGAAUUGUUCGAAAAUUUGGAUAAGAGGAUGACUGACAAGGAUAACUCCUUAGUUAUUAUCAUCGAUUCAUUGCCGUCACUGAUGUACCUCCAUCAUGGUGAAGCAAAAUUCGAAGGUCUCAACUUACUGGCUGAGUCAGUGCUUCGCAUGCGCAAAUUGGUGAGCAGGCAUCAAGUAGCAAUACUCGUAGUAAACAUCAUUACCUGCGGGCGCAAAUGGACUCCCGUAGAAAAGAAAAAACCUGAAGAAAUGCGCCUGCAGAAACCCUCUUUGGGGAAACAUUGGCAAACGGUGCCUUGUGUUCGACUUCUUUCGAAAUGGAUAAUAGAUAGUCAUGCAGUCAGUUUUUACAAUUUCGCAAAUCAAAUGAUUACUGGAUUCGAAGUAAGUGCAAGACGAAAUUUUAUAAUUUGCAUAGAGAAAAGUGAUUUCACUAGGAGCGGAAGAAGCUGUCAUAUACAUCAUCAUUAAGAAUGGCCGAUAAAUCAAAGUAAGAAGUUUCCACGUGUUCGUCUUCAUGUGACACUACUUAAAGGGUUUUCCACCCUUGGUCUAAAACACAAAGUUAUUUUUGUCAAUUUUUCUAGCGAAAUUGAAUUGUGUCUAAUGAUUCAAAUUCUCUCAGAUUACAUUUAUACACUUUUGAAAAACAAUAAAAAAACUGUUAUUUUUAUAUUGUUAAUAAUUAACUGUAAUACUAUAAGGAAAAUGAUUUAAAACAAAGUCCACUUGCGUUGUAAAAAUCUCCGGUUUGGAUGUUGUGUAACCAAAAAUCAAAAGCAUUUAUGAGCAAUAAAUGAUUCUUACAAAUUCA
Messenger RNA from Hermetia illucens (black soldier fly), 1385 nucleotides. It is a transcript of the gene Rad51D, whose product is annotated as DNA repair protein RAD51 homolog 4. The record is from RefSeq and is a predicted model, not a curated record. Gene Ontology annotation, cellular component: Rad51B-Rad51C-Rad51D-XRCC2 complex; replication fork; centrosome. NCBI's taxonomy places the organism in Eukaryota, Metazoa, Arthropoda, Insecta, Diptera, Stratiomyidae. The coding region runs from base 185 to 1042 and encodes 285 amino acids. Gene Ontology annotation, molecular function: single-stranded DNA binding; ATP binding; four-way junction DNA binding. The transcript is spliced from 4 exons. Gene Ontology annotation, biological process: double-strand break repair via homologous recombination; reciprocal meiotic recombination; DNA strand invasion.